This is a messenger RNA of Gigantopelta aegis, 843 nucleotides long. RefSeq names its product atrial natriuretic peptide receptor 3-like. Gene Ontology annotation, molecular function: signaling receptor activity; peptide hormone binding. The coding region runs from base 1 to 843 and encodes 280 amino acids. NCBI's taxonomy places the organism in Eukaryota, Metazoa, Mollusca, Gastropoda, Neomphalida, Peltospiridae. The record is from RefSeq and is a predicted model, not a curated record. The transcript has a single exon.
AUGAUCUGGCGCUCACGCAGGGAGGCCGCUAACGUUACAGGUGUUACACUGCCAUUCCUGCCAUUGCUCACAAUCAACACAAAACAACUGAAACCAGAAAGUAGCCUACGAGAUGUAGGACGUCCCAGAAUGGCCAAACACUUCAUGAUUCCUUCUGGUUUUGUUGGAUUAUUAUUCUUUAAUCUGUAUAUCAUCUGUGUAAAAGGAGAUACAGAUCAUAUUUCCAUCGCUGCGCUUCAACCAGUAGGUAACAAGAUGCUGUUUUCCAUGUCCCGAGUCUCCCCCGCCAUUGCAAUAGCAAUUGAGAAGGUGACCGCGCCCAAUGGAGUUUUGCAUAAUCGGAAAAUAAUAGUGAGGUACCGCGAUUCUAAAUGUUCUCCAGCAGUUGCGAUGAACGAGAUGAUCAACUUUUACAUUGAAGACCAGUUUCACGUGGUCUUGGGACCAUGCUGCGACUACCCAGCGGCCCCCAUUGCCAGACAGAUGAAGUUCUGGAAUUUGCCUAUGAUCACCGUCGGAGCAAUGGCGGUGGAUUUUGUGGACAAGACCACGGAAUACCCGAUGGUGACGAGGACUGGACCAACGAUUAAUUUCUUAGCCGAGUACUUGAUAGAGAUUCUGAAGACGUUCAGGUGGAACAGGAUCAACUUGCUGUACGAUCCCAUGAGACACGGGCACGUGGAGGAAAGUUUCUGUCACAUUGUCGCUGAAGGAAUUCACUAUGUUUUGACGGUGCAGAAGAAGAUGGAGAAUUUCGCGCUGGAAUAUUUUCAGUUCAAAAACGAUUCUGAAAUUCUGGACAAUAUCGAGCUAAGGCUUGGGACCGAAUAUGCAGGUGAGUGA